CCUGUCAGUUGGGGCAGCGGGAAUACUCCCGGGAUGUUCCUGAGCUGUCAUUAUUCCCCGGGGGCCUCCUCCUGUAUCAGUGAGUGCCCGAGCAGGCCGACUUCACUUCUGGCCGCAGCUGCUCUCUGCAGGGGAAGAUGCUGGAGAGGGUCCUCACCUUUCUGUUCCCUAACCUGGCCUCUAAAGAGGAGCCCUCACAUGGUGGGGAGCAGGAUGAGACAGAGGGGGGCAAGGCACCAAUGGCACAGGAGAGUUGCAUAGAGGACUUCAAAGUUCUCAAUCUCCUUGGCAAAGGCUCGUUUGCCUGUGUGUACAGGGCCCAGUCUAUCAACACUGGCAUCGAUGUAGCCAUCAAAAUGAUAGACAAAAAAGCCAUGCAGAAGGUUGGAAUGGUGCAGAGAGUCCGAAAUGAAGUUGAGAUCCAUUGUCAGUUAAAACACCCUUCUAUCCUGGAGCUGUAUAAUUAUUUUGAAGACAGCAAUUAUGUGUAUCUGAUUCUUGAGAUGUGCCACAAUGGGGAGAUGAACAGGUUUUUAAAGAACAGGAAAAAACCUUUCUCUGAAGAUGAAGCCCGUCAUUUUAUGCACCAAAUUGUUACCGGAAUGCUGUAUCUUCAUUCACAUGGUAUAUUACAUCGGGAUCUUACCCUUUCCAAUCUACUGCUGUCUAGUGACAUGAAUAUCAAAAUUGCAGAUUUUGGCUUAGCAACUCAGUUGAAAAUGCCAAAUGAGAAGCAUUUUACUAUGUGUGGCACACCAAACUACAUUGCUCCUGAAAUUGCUACACGGAGUGCUCAUGGCCUUGAGUCAGAUGUCUGGUCCUUGGGAUGUAUGCUGUAUACUUUUCUUGUUGGAAGACCACCUUUUGACACAGACACUGUAAAGAAUACGCUGAAUAAAAUUGUACUGGCAGACUAUGAAAUGCCUGACUUUGUGUCAAGGGAGGCCAAAGACUUAAUAUUUCAGUUGCUAAGAAAAAACCCAGCAGAUCGGUUAAGCCUUUCAUCAGUUUUAGACCAUGCAUUUAUGACUGGUUUCUCUAAUGUCCAAAGUAAAGUUAUGGGAGCUGUUGAGGACUCCAUUGAUAGUGGGCAUGCUACAAUCUCCACUGGUUUCACUGGCUCUUCUGGAGUUAGUAUAAGUGGCCGUUUUCAGGAGAAAAGGAUCUUGUCUGGCCCUUCCCUCCCUAACAAAGUCAAUAUAUUCCAAUUUAGGGAUAAGCAUCCUGCUGAAAGAUCAAAUGGUGGAAGCUUUCAUAAUACACAGAGGGAAAAUAAUGACUUUUCUGAGGGCAAUGGAAGGAAAACUGUUGCCUGUGAGGACAGACCACAUUCUCGUUACCUGCGAAGGGCUCAUUCCUCUGACAGGUCAGGAACUUCUCAAAGCCAAACUUAUGGUAAACCAAGCAGCUUUUCAGAGAGGUGCCAUUCAGUGGAGAUGCUUGCUAAACCAAGUAAUUUAAAGGGCUAUUGUACUUCUUCGCCACCUAAAAGCUAUGGAGAUAUUCCACAGAUGUUUACAGAUGAACGUUCUUUGGAGAGACACACUUCUCCCCCAGUAAAAGAAAAAACCCCUUCUGAGUUCAUGUGCCCAGCAAAGCAAAUUACUCCAAGAUCCGGCGAUAAGUGCCAAGCUGAAACUGUUCAACAGUGGUUUGGAGCAAUGCAAUUAAAUGGUAAAUUUAAAAAUACGCCAGAUACAAGCAGUGUUAGUAACAUGGGUGGAGAUUUCUACAGCCAACAGACCAUGCAAAAUGGAGCUCCGCAAUAUGCCUGGAAUGAUGUAAAGAGGAAAAAAGAUACAGACUCCUCCGUUGAGAGUGUCCUGCGAGGAAUAAGUAAACUCCCUUCUGGACAGCACAAGGCUGAAAAAAGUCAGUUUGGGGAGCAGAGCAAAGCCAGGGUACCACAGCAGGCAUUUGGAUCCAGUACCCUGCGAUCCAUUAUUUCUCCAUUAAAUGCGGAAAGAUUGAAACCAAUCAGACAAAAAACAAAGAAUGCAGUGGUUAGUAUCCUUGAGACCGGAGAAGUCUGUAUGGAAUUCCUAAAAGAGCAAAAUUCUCAAGAACGUGUAAAAGAGGUGUUAAGGAUAUCUUGUGAUGGAAAUUUGAUUUAUGUGUAUCAUCCAAAUGAAGGGAAAGGUUUUCCUUUAGUUGAGAGACCUCCAUCUCCUCCAGAAAACAUGCGCAGUUACACUUUUGACAGUUUACCAGAAAAAUAUUGGAAAAAAUAUCAGUAUGCUGCAAAGUUCAUACAACUCGUACGAUCUAAAAUGCCAAAGGUUACCUACUACACAAGAUACGCAAAGUGUAUGUUAAUGGAAAAUGGUCCCAAUGCUGAUUUUGAAGUCUGCUUCUAUGAUGGAGCAAAGAUCCAUAAGACCCCUGAUUUGAUAAGAGUCAUAGAGAAAUCUGGAAAAUCAUACACCGUGGAAGGGAGUAGAUUGAGCACCUUGUCUGAUCAAGUUCGAUCGUAUGUGAAUCAUGCCAAUGAGAGCCAUUGCGUUUGCCUUUCUUUGGAAUCUGCAAUCAACACAGAGGAGAAAAAGGGUGAAAAUAUUUCUUUGUUUCCAAUAACGUUUGGCAGGAGGCCAGCUAUAACAGAAUCUCCUAGGACACAACUAACUAUAGAUAGUGCUAGAGAAAGAAAAGAUGAGCAGAGUUCUGCUAACAGAGUAUUACACAGCAGUGCAACGUCUCCACCCCAGAUGCCUAACAUUAAUCCCUCUCUUAUUUCCUAUGAGGGUUCUGUAUUCUCUGCUACCACCGCCCAACCUUCACCACCUACUUCAAAUACUCUCAAGACUCAUGCUCCAGAUCGUGCUCAGGUCCUAAAAUCUGUUUUUGUUGAAAAUGUAGGCUGGGCAUCUCAGUUAAACAGUGGAGCAGUAUGGGUCCAGUUCAAUGAUGGAUCACAACUUGUUGUUCAACCAGGGGUCUCCUCCAUAAUUUAUACCGCACCGAAUGGACAGAUAACAAGACAUGGGGAGAAUGACAAACUUCCAGAGUACAUCAAAAGCAAGUUGCAGUGUCUCUCCUCCAUUCUAAUGCUCUUUGCAAGUUCAUCAAGUCACUAAUGAGAGAAAGGCAGUGCCGUACAACACAACCACAAUUUGCCAAAUGAAUGCAAGCCUUCAGAAGCGCUAUGGAAAAGUAGUGCCUGCUGAGCCCUGUGAUCUCUGUUGGCUAUAAAAUACCAGCCUCCCCUGGAUUCUGUCUCAUCACAGCAUUUGUGUUGCCAUUCAAUAGGCAGCUCAUUUUCUUUGUAAAUAUAAAGAGUAACACUUCUAGUAUUUUGUGAUAAUGUCUUUCUUCAGAUUCCUUUAAUGUAUUUUUCUACUGUAAGUUGGGGGGUUCAGUCAUUUAUAUCAUGAAUGUCACAUCUUUUACUAUAUAUUUGUACAUGUAAAUGUUGUAUGUUUUGUACAAUUCAAAAAGUAUAUUUUUUAUUUUUGUUAACUUAUUUUGUAUUCACAGUUUAACAAAAUAUUACUGCAACAACAAAACAAUUAAAAACUGCAGUGAAAUAA
Xenopus tropicalis (tropical clawed frog) is the source of this 3527-nucleotide messenger RNA. RefSeq names its product polo like kinase 4 (gene plk4). The transcript has 16 exons. The coding region runs from base 138 to 3074 and encodes 978 amino acids. Gene Ontology annotation, biological process: centriole replication. Gene Ontology annotation, molecular function: ATP binding; kinase activity; protein kinase activity. Gene Ontology annotation, cellular component: centriole; cytoplasm; centrosome. The record is from RefSeq and is a predicted model, not a curated record. Lineage: Eukaryota; Metazoa; Chordata; Amphibia; Anura; Pipidae.